CCCGCUCUCACCUGGGACCAAUGGUUGGACUUGUUAAUGGUAUUUUCCAGUCUCUUGACACUCUUGUGGUCUUUUUAUUUUUCUUAGGGUUUAAAUGACUCCAAAACCCAAAACCUAAUCCCUGUUGUCUCUGUCUGUCUCUCCGAAUAUCAGAUUUAUAUGCUAAAGGGAGGUGGGUUUUUUCAUCAUGCAUGCCAUCAAGGGUGGCUGGGUUGGCCAAACAUUUGCCUUAGCUAAGUCCAUUGAUUCUGGAGGGAAGAAGUCACGGAUUCGGCGCUCAAAGGAGGAGAGGAAGGGAAUGGUCGAGUCCUUUAUAAAGAAGUACCAGAGUUUAAACAAUGGGAAUUUUCCAUCUCUUAAUCUCACACACAAGGAAGUUGGUGGGUCCUUUUACACUGUUCGGGAGAUUGUUCGGGAGAUAAUCCAAGAAAAUAGAGUUCUUGGUCCUGGCAAGUUGCCGCUGGAGGAGCAGUACAAUGAUCUGUUUGUGGAGCAGUACCCGUUGGGUACAAUUUCAACAGAACCUCAAACUUCUCUGUCCAUAUCUCCAAUUGGAAGUCCUGAACAUGAUCAGCAUGAGAGCUCAGGUGAAGCGCUGGAUUUAAUUUCUGAGCAACAUGCUGAACCUGAACAGCAGGGAUUCAAUAAUGGGAAAAUCAUUAACGGGAGUCAUGUAAUUGUAAAGAAUGAAGAAGCUGAUAAACCAAAAGCUGCUGAGGUUCAAGUUACUGAACCUCUGGAAACAGAGAAGAGAAUGGAAGGAGUGGCAGCAUCUAGGGCUAAAGUAACUCAAAUGGCUGAUUUAAUGGUAGAGACAUUCCCGUUGCCACCUGCUACCAAAUCAGCUGGAAACUUGAAUGGAAAUUCCAGUAAUGUAAGGGAGGUAAACGAGAUUUUAGAAGAGAAAGAUGUUGAAAAGGUGCUCUUGGAGCCGGAACAGGACCCAGAAAAUAAAUCAGCUGGAAACUUGAAUGGAAAUUCCAGUAAUGUAAGGGAGGUAAACGGGAUUUUAGAAGAGAAAGAUGUUGAAAAGGUGCUCUUGGAGCCGGAACAGGACCCAGAAAAUGGCAUUUCUUUGCCAGACGGAAUGAGUUCCUUGCAUAAUAGCAGUUUGGUAGAUGACAAUGAAGUUUCCUUGCAUGGUAGCAGUUUGGUAGAUGACAAAGAAGUGGAAAAGCCAGCAGUUCCAUUGUUGGAACGAAGCUCUGAUUUGGCAUGUGAGAAAGCAGUGGAAAACCUUGUAGUUUUGGCAAUGGGAAGCUCAAACGCAUCUGUCACUGACGAAGGCAUUGUGCAGGAUGCUGAGGCAGACAUAGAUGUGAAGGUGAAGUCAUCACAUGAUGAGAAGGCAAUUGCUGAAACUAAGGUUAUUGACGCUCAAAAUGGCAUCCAAGCAAAAUCUUCAACUGUUGGUAGUCAGUCAAUAGCCAAGGAGGUUGAGAUGAAAGAUGAAGCUUCCUUUCAACAUAGUCAGGACUCGCAGAAACAAAGCAGUCCAACAUUAAACAGAAUUAAUCUGGAAUCGUGGGGAGGGGCAUCUAAGAAUCGACCAGAACCAGAAACCAACCCGCUUUUGGCCAUUUUUAAAUCAUUCCUAGCUGCCUUAGUGAAAUUUUGGUCAGAAUAAAUCCUUUUGUAGUGUAGUAAUAUUGUCUAAAGCUUUUGCAGAGUGGAUUUAUACUUUACCUGCCAUUGUAAGGCAUCAAGUUUCGCCGUCUAUAUCAAGAGAGAGUGGUGGUUAUUA
This is a messenger RNA of Populus nigra (black poplar), 1744 nucleotides long. RefSeq lists its product as uncharacterized. The transcript is spliced from 5 exons. The coding region runs from base 188 to 1627 and encodes 479 amino acids. The record is from RefSeq and is a predicted model, not a curated record. Lineage: Eukaryota; Viridiplantae; Streptophyta; Magnoliopsida; Malpighiales; Salicaceae.